Messenger RNA from Trifolium pratense (red clover), 3091 nucleotides. RefSeq lists its product as uncharacterized. The record is from RefSeq and is a predicted model, not a curated record. Gene Ontology annotation, cellular component: plasma membrane. The transcript has 22 exons. Bases 407 to 2626 code for a protein of 739 amino acids. Lineage: Eukaryota; Viridiplantae; Streptophyta; Magnoliopsida; Fabales; Fabaceae.
AUGAAUGAAUCAUAAUAAGAACAAAGACACACACACCACGCGCACUUGACUGACCACAACACAUUACAAUUCUCUCUUCUCUUCUCUUAUUGUCUUCUUUCGUUUCUUCUGCGUCUUAUUUUUCAUUCAUUCAUUCAUUUUCAUCACUCCCAGAAACCUCUUUCUGUCUCUUUUUAGGGUUUCAAAUUCCAGAUUCAUCAUUCCCACUCCCCGAUUCACUCACAGAUUAAUUCAUUUCACUUUCAUUCCUCUUCAAAUCGAUGCUGGAUAGAUUCUUCUUUUCAUCAAAUUCGGGAUACUGGGAGGGAACUACUGUAGUCAUUCAUUGAUUGAUUGAUUUGGGGAUUUUUUUUUUUUUUUUUUUUUUUUUUUGUGGGGAUUCGAUUCAUUUCAGAAGAAGAAGGUUAUGGAGAAUGGCAAUUUGGCUGAUAAGUUUUCAGGGUUGAAUAUUAACCAGAAUGGUCAACAACAUCUCAAUGAUCAAUCUAACAACAACAACAAUGAUAACUUGUUUCAGGUUAUGAAAGCUGUUGAAGCUGCUGAAGCUACCAUUAAGGAACAGGUAGAAGAGAAUAACCGGCUUAGGACUGAGCUUCUGAGUAAAAUUCAGGAACUGGAAAAAUAUAGGUUAUAUGAAUCACAUGAUCAAAAAUCACAUCCAGCCGCUCCAUGGAAGGAGCAGGGUCAUGGAUCUUAUGAAGCUCGUCAAUCACUUCCAUCAUCAGGUAACCAUUUUGAGAACAGUCACAUAAAUGGACCACCGAGAGUGCAGCCAAAUGAUCAGCUGCCUGUGGAUAACGUUGGCCACUCUCAGUUGUCUUCACCUUUUAUGAGGUCAAUCUCUCCAAGCAGGCAUCUGCCAGAAGGAGAUCACGAUUCUCGACCUGGUUCACCCCGGCAAGGCUUGAUGCCAAUGUCUGAAACAAAUAAUUCUAAUUCCUUACUGAAGCAGGAUCUGGCUAUUAAUGUCCGGGAACGUGAAGAAGAGAUCAUUCUAUUAAGGAAACAUCUAGCAGAUUAUUCUGCUAAGGAAGCACAAAUACGCAAUGAAAAAUAUGUCUUGGAAAAGCGCAUAGCAUAUAUGCGUCUGGCCUUUGAUCAACAGCAACAAGACCUUGUAGAUGCCGCAUCAAAGGCUUUAUCAUACCGACAAGACAUAAUUGAAGAAAAUAUACGUCUUACCUAUGCAUUGCAGGAUGCACAGCAAGAAAGGUCAACAUUUGUGUCAUCGUUGCUGCCUCUUCUCGCAGAAUACUCCCUGCAGCCACCUGUUCCUGAUGCCCAGUCAAUUGUUAGCAAUGUUAAGGUUUUGUUCAAACAUUUGCAGGAAAAACUUUAUCGCACUGAGUCAAAGCUAAAGGAGUCACAGUAUCAACUAACACCUUGGCGUUCAGAUAUGAACCAUGGAAAUGUUGCUACACAAUCACCAUUGAACUCCAUUGGCGCACCUUUGGCUACUUCAAAUAAAAAUAGCCUUGAACUGGUACCUCAGCAGAGGUACCCUCAAGUUAUGACUCAGGCCUCUGCUGAUGCUCAGGCAGGCACUGGUUGGGAUGCAAUGGGUCGCUACCAGAGCGGCAUGGGUGGUGGGCUGGUAGCGAAUGUUGAUGCUGAUGACAUGGGGAGAUAUUCACCUCUUGGAAGCAGGAAUUCUUCAUCCCAUGAUGCGCCCAAUCACCAGGGAGUUAUUCAGGGGGAUACUCAUAAUGAAUACUAUGGAGAGAUGCCUAACAAACAAGUCACAUUUCGUGACCCUGUCAGCCACAAUGACGUGGAUGAUCCGGAGGGUGAUGGGGACCAAAGUGAGAGAGAGACACCUGCUAACUGGAGUUCAGGAAACCCUCCUUAUACAACCACUGUUGAUGAUCCCAAUUCCUCAUAUUCUCCUUAUCUACCACCAGUUCUUGAAGAACCUUCUUCUUCAUUUUCGGAAGCUGCAGAUGAUGAUCCAUUACCAGGUAUAGAGGGCCUUCAAAUUUCAGGAGACGCCUUUCCAGGAAGGGAACUUCAGGCAUGCGGAUACUCCGUCAAUGGCACCACUAGUUGUAAUUUUGAGUGGAUUCGGCACCUGGAAGAUGGUUCCUUUAAUUAUAUUGAAGGGGCAAAGCAACCCAACUAUCUUGUGAGUGCUGAUGAUGUUGACACAUUACUUGCCAUUGAAGUCCAGCCUCUGGAUAACAGGAAGCGCAAGGGAGAACCUGUGCAAGUUUUUGCGAAUGAUAACAAGAAGAUCGUUUGUGAUUCUGAAAUGCAGAGCCACAUAGAGAAGAGUUUUUAUAGCGGACAUGCUUCAUAUAAAGUUUCUCUUUCGACCGGAUAUCUUGAUAUUUGGGAACCGGCCACAUUGACCAUCAAGAAGGAAGGUUACAGUAUCAAAAGUGGACCAAAUGGAGUUGUAAUCACAGAAAAGUUUUCUCCAUCGACCACUGUAAUGAUUCCAUAUGGUCAUAUUUCAGAAUUUGUUAUAAUUGGCUCCACUGGUGCUGAACAUCUGUUAAGAGCAGAGAACAACUCAACAGAUGUUAGUGGUGCUAGAGACACUAUUGUGCUCACGUUGAGAUUAUUUAUCCGAAGGGCUGGGGACAGAAAGAGGGGAAAGAGGAAGGGAUUAUUCUUUAACAAGUAAGGGAAAAUCGGCUAUUUGGCAGAAAAUCUCUGCUGUAAGUGAAAUUUGCUGAUCAUAGAUGGGGAAUGGGAUUGGUAGUUGUGUUUUGUGUGCUACAUAAAUUUUUGCUCGUUUCAUGUUCUAUCUUAGGGCAGAAUUAGCUUGAGCUGUAAUUGUGAUUCUAUAGGUCAUCAUUUGUUAGAGUAAAUUACCCAUCAUUUCUUUUUUAAAAUAUUUAAUGAUUCUUCCUAGCCAUUUUCUGUGUUAUGGGACUUAACCUGUAAAUUACCAGCUGUUUAUUGGUUAGGGUUAAAACCUGAUCCAAACCGUGUAGAACCGACUUAACCAAUACUUAAGGAGGUAAUGGAUAUACUUUAUUUUUUAUAGAAAUUGUUAGUCUCAGGUGAGUUUUGAAAUGUGUGAAUCAUGUUGCUAUAACAUUCAAAAUUCUACUAUUGAAUAAUAAAUAAUGAAUAAUUUAUUUUU